AUGGAAAUCGAUAGUGUUGUGCGACUGGCCCAACAGACUGCCAAGGCUGCCCGUGGUCUUGCUUCGCACGACAUCAAGUUCUACAGCUCUAUUGAUGACAAGGUGGCCGACAGCGUGAAGGAGAAUGCAUCACAGCUCAUUGGAGUGGUCAACCAGCUGGCCCAGAAGAUUGCCCCGAACGAAGUGGGAUCUUUUCCUCCCGAGCUCGACACUGUGAACCGACACUGGAAUGAGUUCUCGUCUGUUGUCGAUGACCUGUACGAGAAAACCGACAUUCAGCUCGGAAAGCUGAACAAAAAGGGAGACAAGGUUGAGAUUGCCGAGUCCAAGAAGACUGGCCCUCAGACGCUCGGAGAGAAGAUCCGAGUAGGAAAUGCCAUUCAGUCAUCUAGCGAGAUCAAGGGGCCGCAAUGGAAGCCCCAGGAGAUGUGGGAGGUCGACAAUUCGAGAGACACUCCCUUCAAACCCAAACUCACCUCGAAACCAAAUGCUCUGGAGCCCCUAGAGGACGCGUUCGAAUUGGUGACUGAAGAUGACAGACGAGAUCACUACCCACAGCCCUACGCCAAGGAGAUAAUGGAGCAGCCCUACCCAGAUGAGGUGUACGAGGAGACAGAGGUCAUUCCUAACCGACCAUGGGAGGCUGAAGGAGAGGAUGAAUACAUCUACGUUGACACAGAGGAGAAACUCAGAGACAUGGUUGACCACCUGAAGACCCAGGAGGAGAUAGCCAUCGAUGUCGAACAUCAUUCCAUGCGAACAUACUACGGCAUCACAUGUCUUGUGCAGGUUUCCUCUCGGGAGCAAGAUUACAUCAUCGACACCAUCGCUCUCCGAAACCUCGAGAUCUUCAAUGAGGUUUUGACUGACCCCAAGAUUGUCAAGGUUUUGCAUGGAGCCACUAUGGAUAUUCAGUGGCUCCAAAGAGAUUUCGGUCUGUACAUUGUGUCUCUGUUCGACACCUUCCAUGCCGCCCAGGCCCUUGGCCUCAAGGGACACAGUUUAGCGUUCCUUCUCCAGCAUUACGCCAACUUCGUCACUUCUAAGAAGUACCAACUCAGUGACUGGCGAAUUCGACCUAUGUCGCCUGAGCAGCUUCUCUACGCCCGAGCAGAUACCCACUUCCUGCUCAACAUCUACGAUCAGCUGAAGAAUGCGCUCGUGCAGAAGGACAAGAUCGAGGGAGUUUUGGAAAAGAGCAGACAGACUGCUUCCCAGAGGUAUGAGUACACCGGCUACGACCCAAGGUACUAUCUCAAGUCGUUCGACUACGAGGGAGGUAUCAAUCGUCUCAUUUCUCAGUUCCACAUCACUGGGCCUAGUGUCUCAGUCGCCAAGGCUCUUUUCUUGUGGAGAGACAGCAUGGCUCGAAAGGAGGACGAGUCUACUGGCUACGUGAUGCCUAACUAUCUGCUCGUUUCACUUGCCAACCGAAUGCCUCAAACGCCCGAGGCUGUGUUCAGUGUAUCCAAGUCUCUCCCGCUUCUUGUUCGAAAAAACGUUGAGGAGAUUCUGGACGUCAUCAAGGAUUCCAAGGACGAGCAUGUUGAGGUAGAGCAGGUUGAGGAGGAGCCCGUCCUCGCUGCCGAGUCUAUUGAGGGGGCAGAGUUUUCUGAAAUCGCAGAGGUCAUCUUCCUGGCAGCCCAGGACGGACAGUCAGAUAUCACAGGCAAAUUCGACUCUUCCAAGUCGUCUAUUGUACAUGUAAAGGAGACUGCUCUAGGUCCUCUUGGUGUUUCCAAGAUUGAUAAGCAUAUGAUGGUUUUGGCGGUUCCCGUCGCACCCCUAUCUGUUGACUCUACUGAAUCUGAUAGCGAAGUCCAGAACGCUGAGGAGGAGGUCAAGGUUGAGCAGGAUGCCGCUGCUGACGACGAGUCUGAUUACUCUGAAGAUGAGCACGAGCAUGCCAAUGAUAUCAUUAUUGCCAAGUCUAACAAGAAGUACACAGCUGACAAGGAGGCUAAGAAGGGAGUAGCAAAGGAGAAGUCCGAGGAGUUCACUCCGUUUGACUACUCUGCUGGUGCUUCUAUUCUCAAGUCCGACGAUCAGAAGGCCGCCGAGAAGAAGGCUGCCAUGACUGCCCGAAAACAGAAGGCCAAGGAGAAGAAACAGUUUAACCCCUACGAAAUAAAGGAGGAUGCCAAGGGUGCUUCUAAGCGACGAGGACCCAAGGAUGGAGGUGCUCGAUCAGUCCAGUACAAGAAACGGCGUACAUAG
Molecule: messenger RNA, 2217 nt
Organism: Yarrowia lipolytica CLIB122
Lineage: Eukaryota; Fungi; Ascomycota; Dipodascomycetes; Dipodascales
Biological process (GO): nuclear polyadenylation-dependent snRNA catabolic process; nuclear polyadenylation-dependent snoRNA catabolic process; TRAMP-dependent tRNA surveillance pathway
Cellular component (GO): nucleolus; nuclear exosome (RNase complex)
Molecular function (GO): nucleotide binding; 3'-5'-RNA exonuclease activity; single-stranded RNA binding
Source: RefSeq, a predicted model, not a curated record